AUGAGGUCUUCCUUCUCUUGCUGCAGAACUUCCUACGGAGAAGAAGAAAAACCAGCUUGGGGCCCCAAGCACCGUGUGUUCACCCACGAGGAGAUCGAGUCCGCCACCUCCGGCUUUUCUGCUUCCUCCCUGCUCGGUCGCGGCAGCCACGGCUCCGUCUUCCUCGCCUCGCUCGAUCAGGGCCGCCUCCUCGCCGCUGCCAAGCUCCCCUCCCAGUUUUCUAUCUCCUCGGAUUCGCCCUCGGCCGCCGACGCCGAGAUUGGCCUCCUCUCCUGCCUCCCACGCAGUCCGCUCCUGGUGAACCUUGUGGGCGCCACGCCGGCCGCCGGGCCCUCCCCACGCAUCGCGGUCGUCGACCUCAUGCCACAAGGGUCCCUCCACGACCUCCUGCACGACCAGCUCCGCCCAGCACCACCAUUCCCUCGCCGUCUCCGCCUAGCCCUCCUCUCCGCCACCGCCCUCGCCCACCUCCACUCCCUCUGCGUCGCCCAUCGCGACGUCAAGCCCGCCAACCUCUUACUCGACGCCAAGGGCCGGCCCCGCCUCGCCGACUUCGGCCUCGCCGUGGGCCUGUCCUCCCGGGACGGCCACGAAGCUGCCGUUUUACCGCAGCCCGCCGGCACCAUGGGCUACCUCGACCCGGCCUACGUCCACCCGGAGGACGUCAGCACGAGCACCGACGUAUACAGCUUCGGCGUCGUCCUCCUCGAGGUCCUCAGCGGCCGGGAAGCCAUCGACGUGGAGUACAGCCCGCCGUCGCUGGUGGACUGGGCGAGGCGACUGCUGGAGGAGGGGCGGUACGAGGAGAUAUGGGACCCGCGGGCGGCGCCGGAAGGGAGGAGGGAGAAGGAGGCUGCAAGGGCGAUGGCGGACGUGGCGGGGAGGUGCUUGGUUGCGGCCGCGAGGGAAAGGCCUUCCAUGGCAGAGGUGGUGGCGGAGCUCAGGGGGGCGGAGCGGCGGAUGGGUUUGCGCGGGCUGCGCCUCGCGCGGUGGGCCAUGCGGGGGAGGAGGGAGGGGAAGCGGUCGCACCCGCUCAGUGGGAACCGGAGGGUGUCCGACGUGGCGGCCUCGUAG
Messenger RNA from Musa acuminata subsp. malaccensis (wild Malaysian banana), 1074 nucleotides. RefSeq names its product serine/threonine-protein kinase-like protein At1g28390. Gene Ontology annotation, biological process: protein phosphorylation. Gene Ontology annotation, cellular component: plasma membrane. Lineage: Eukaryota; Viridiplantae; Streptophyta; Magnoliopsida; Zingiberales; Musaceae. The record is from RefSeq and is a predicted model, not a curated record. Gene Ontology annotation, molecular function: ATP binding; protein kinase activity.